Arabis nemorensis is the source of this 180-nucleotide messenger RNA. NCBI's taxonomy places the organism in Eukaryota, Viridiplantae, Streptophyta, Magnoliopsida, Brassicales, Brassicaceae. The record is from the annotation of a GenBank genome assembly.
AUGUCGAUCGUCAUUCAGUUCUUGGACGGUGUGGCUCAGCUACCUCAAAACUUGCUUGAAAUUGUGAAAGCUCGAGAAAACGUUGCAGCCACUGGUGAAAAAGCAGCUGAGUCACUUGCGCAGCCAAGUUCGGUGGCUACGUUAACGUUCACGGAACCAUUUGUCUCGCAUGGACGCUAA